Esox lucius (northern pike) is the source of this 4686-nucleotide messenger RNA. RefSeq names its product granulin a (gene grna). The transcript has 23 exons. Gene Ontology annotation, cellular component: extracellular region. Lineage: Eukaryota; Metazoa; Chordata; Actinopteri; Esociformes; Esocidae. The record is from RefSeq and is a predicted model, not a curated record. Bases 212 to 3919 code for a protein of 1235 amino acids.
ACGCCAUUGGCUGGUACGGAUAAAGCAACAGGACAGCGCAGGACAAUCCCGAACAGCUCACUCGAAGACAAUACUAAAUCAAAUUUUUGUUCUGGAUCAAGAUGAUACCUGACGAUUCCAGCUCCCACUCUGACAUAACUAGUAGAAGGCUUGUGAACAGGACACACUGACAUAACUAUAGGAGUGGGUGGACGCUGUUAAAUGUCAUCCCAUGACAAACUACGUCAAAUCAGCAGGGUCCACGUGUGUGCAGUACAGAGCAUAUGAAGAUAGUUCUCCUUUUGAAACUAUCUACUUAAAAGUCUCUGUGUGUGGGCAGAUGCAGAAGUGUCUGGUGCUCUGUAUGGUCCUGCUGGCCCUGGUCUCUGCUGAUGGCUGCCCAGAUGGAGGGAUGUGUGCGGAGGGCAACACCUGCUGCAAGGCCCCCUCCAAUGAUUACAAAUGCUGCCCGCUACAUCAGGCUGAGUGCUGUGAGGAUCAUAUCCACUGCUGCCCUAUGGGAACACUCUGUCUUGUGAAUGAGUCUACGUGUGUGAAUGGAACCGUCUCGCUGCCAUGGGUGGAGAGAGUCUCUGCUAAACAGUCCACACAUCUUAAAUCUUUCAGAAUGAUCAGUACAUACGCUGGGGAUGAAGAUGAUAAAAUCUGUUCGGACAACUCUCACUGCCCACCGGAGUUCUCCUGUCUACAGACCACUAAAGGCUUUGGAUGCUGUCCUGUAGCUCAGGCUUUGUCUUGCUCUGAUGGGAAACAUUGCUGUCCUCAAGGCCACCAGUGCAGCACGGAUGGACAGUCCUGCAUCAGACUGAAAGAUCCAGUUGUUCCAGUGAUGUGUAACGAUGGAGAAUCUGAGUGCCCAGGGGAGACGACAUGCUGUGAGACUCCUGAUGGGAGAUGGGGGUGCUGCCCCAUGCCCAAGGCUGUGUGCUGUGAGGAUAAGAUUCACUGCUGUCCUGAUGGCAGCACCUGUGACAUCAAGCAAUCGAAGUGUAUAUCUGCUAGCAACAAGGAAAUGCCUAUGUGGGCCAAGUUCCCUGCACGUAUCAGGGCAGAGUGGGAAAACCCCAAAAAAGUGACAACACCUGUUCCAGACACUACUACCUCCACCAAUACAAUUCUGGUUCCCCUUUGGGAGGGGGCCAAAUCUUCACCCCUCUUAACUAGGGCAAAAGACGUUCCUUGCAAUGACACGAAAAGCUGUGAGGAUGGAAGCACAUGUUGUAAAACGGAAAAAGGGGAAUGGGCAUGCUGUCCUUUGCCACAGGCUGUUUGCUGCAGUGACUUCAUCCACUGCUGCCCUCAUGGAAAGAUAUGCAACCUGCCCGCUCAGACAUGUGAAGACCCCUCAGGAAAGUCAUCUGAGCCCUGGCUGGAGAAGGUUCCUGCUGUGCCUCAGAAAGUUAAAAGGCCAGCGGAUGUUCCCUGUGACUCUUCCAAAGCGUGUCCUGAUAACACCACCUGCUGCAAGACAGAGACAGGAGAUUGGGCUUGUUGUCCCUUACCUGAGGCUGUGUGUUGUGAUGACUUCAUCCACUGCUGCCCUCAUGGUAAGAUAUGCAACUUGCCCGCUCAGACAUGUGAAGACCCCUCAGGAAAGUCAUCUGAGCCCUGGCUGGAGAAGGUUCCUGCUGUGCCUCAGAAAGUUAAAAGGCCAGCGGAUGUUCCCUGUGACUCUUCCAAAGCGUGUCCUGAUAACACCACCUGCUGCAAGACAGAGACAGGAGAUUGGGCGUGCUGUCCCUUACCUGAGGCUGUGUGUUGUGAUGACUUCAUCCACUGCUGCCCUCAUGGUAAGAUAUGCAACGUGGCCGCUCAGACAUGUGAAGACCCCUCAGGAAAGUCAUCUGAGCCCUGGCUGGAGAAGGUUCCUGCUGUGCCUCAGAAAGUUAAAAGGCCAGCGGAUGUUCCCUGUGACUCUUCCAAAGCGUGUCCUGAUAACACCACCUGCUGCAAGACAGAGACAGGAGAUUGGGCGUGCUGUCCCUUACCUGAGGCUGUAUGUUGUGAUGACUUCAUCCACUGCUGCCCUCAUGGUAAGAUAUGCAACGUGGCCGCUCAGACAUGUGAAGACCCCUCAGGAAAGUCAUCUGAGCCCUGGCUGGAGAAGGUUCCUGCUGUGCCUCAGAAAGUUAAAAGGCCAGCGGAUGUUCCCUGUGACUCUUCCAAAGCGUGUCCUGAUAACACCACCUGCUGCAAGACAGAGACAGGAGAUUGGGCGUGCUGUCCCUUACCUGAGGCUGUAUGUUGUGAUGACUUCAUCCACUGCUGCCCUCAUGGUAAGAUAUGCAACUUGCCCGCUCAGACAUGUGAAGACCCCUCAGGAAAGUCAUCUGAGCCCUGGCUGGAGAAGGUUCCUGCUGUGCCUCAGAAUGUAAAAAGGCCAGCGGAUGUUCCCUGUGACUCUUCCAAAGCGUGUCCUGAUAACACCACCUGCUGCAAGACAGAGACAGGAGAUUGGGCGUGCUGUCCCUUACCUGAGGCUGUAUGUUGUGAUGACUUCAUCCACUGCUGCCCUCAUGGUAAGAUAUGCAACUUGCCCGCUCAGACAUGUGAAGACCCCUCAGGAAAGUCAUCUGAGCCCUGGCUGGAGAAGGUUCCUGCUGUGCCUCAGAAAGUUAAAAGGCCAGCGGAUGUUCCCUGUGACUCUUCCAAAGCGUGUCCUGAUAACACCACCUGCUGCAAGACAGAGACAGGAGAUUGGGCGUGCUGUCCCUUACCUGAGGCUGUGUGUUGUGAUGACUUCAUCCACUGCUGCCCUCAUGGUAAGAUAUGCAACCUGCCCGCUCAGACAUGUGAAGACCCCUCAGGAAAGUCAUCUGAGCCCUGGCUGGAGAAGGUUCCUGCUGUGCCUCAGAAAGUUAAAAGGCCAGCGGAUGUUCCCUGUGACCCUUCCCAUAAGUGUCCUGAUAACACCACCUGCUGCAAGACAGAGACAGGAGAUUGGGCGUGCUGUCCCUUACCUGAGGCUGUAUGUUGUGAAGACCAUGUUCACUGUUGCCCCCAUGACACCACCUGUGACCCGGCUACCCUAAUGUGUAACGGCGCCUCUGGGCCGAUUCCCAUGGUGGGCAAGGUUCGUGCCUUCACAACCCCGGCACCGGACCACGAGGAGUCACCCACCAAAGACCAGGGGGAGCUCUCAAACUACAUUGAGAUGCCUAAGAGCGAUGAAGAAGGCGACCAGUUGGCUAAGAUACAAUGUGACUCUCACACCACCUGCCCAAAGGACACCACCUGCUGCUUUAUCAAAUCGACCCAGAAAUGGGGCUGUUGCCCACUGCCACAGGCGGUGUGCUGUGCAGAUGGAGAGCACUGCUGCCCAAAAGACUACAAGUGUGACGUGAGCAGGACGACGUGCACUAAGGGCAAGGUCACGAUUCCGUGGUACAACAAGCUGGCGGCUCAGUCCGAGGACACGGCCCAGGUGCCGGCCGCCUCGUUGAGGUGUGACGCCCAGAGCAGGUGCCCCGAAGGCUCCAGCUGCUGCAAGCUCUCCACGGGACACUGGAGCUGCUGCCCUCUACGACAGGCUGUGUGCUGUGGCGACGAGGGUCACUGCUGCCCACAAGGCUACAGCUGUAACCUGGGCAUGGGGACCUGUCAGAAGCUAAUGUUGUUUCAGUUCCAGACAGUACCGCUAACCCAAGUGUCUGCACCUGAGCCCCUGACACCUCAGGGGGCGGAGGUCCAAUGCGGGGGGACAUUUGUCUGCCAGGAUCGGGAAACGUGCUGCAAGAUCUCCGCCACUACAUGGGCGUGCUGCCCUGCUCCUAACGCGGUGUGCUGCGAAGACAUGAAGCACUGCUGCCCGACAGGUUACACCUGUGAGGAGGGAAGGAGCUGCGUCCAGUCCAAUGGGUUCAACUGGGCCCACUGGCAGGUGUUCUUCUCCAACAAGAGGAAAGCCCUGCGUGUGUGACAACGUUGGGCCGGACCAAUGGAUCUAAUGGCUGGAAUGACUCCACCCCUACAUGCACUGAACCAAUGCAAUUGCAGGGACCUCAUCUAACUUACAGUAGAUCAAGUUUUCUGUUUUUAAAAGCAGGAUGUUGAGAUACUGUAGGCACCUAAAAAGAAGGAAUAUAUUGUACUAGCAAUUGGCUUUUUGAAAUAACCAUGCUUGCUUAUGUGCGGAAACUACUCUUAAAAUUAGAUAUCAAUGCUCAAUGAUCUUUCAAAAUUGUUAUGAUAGUGAUUCAGGAAAGGAUAAGAAUGUGGUGAAAAACAGUUGACACUGAAUAACAAUUAGGGUUAACUGCCUUGCUCAGGGAUAGAACAGGUGUUUAAUCUUACCAGUUCAAUCUAACAACAUUUUAGUAACUGAUCUGAUGCUCUCACCCCCAGGCUACUUGCCACCACUAAUUUUUACUAAAAAGGUCAGAUUAAUUUGAAAACAAUGGGUUUUUUCACCUUGGUGGCCCUGUGACUGUUGUUCCCUUUUAGUACUAAGGAAAUCAUGUAGGAUGCCUUACCAUCUGUUUAUACACAUUUUCACUCAGCUCCUACUAGGAAUGGAUUUUCCCACUUUGUGUUUUAUGAUUUAUUUAAGGUAAAUAGAAUGUGAAAUAAUCUGGUAAUAAUCAAUUGUGGCUUUUGGUACCAAAGGGAUUACAUUUGCAGUUGUUGUUUGUUGUGAUUGUCCUAAGCUGAAACGUGGAAAUAAAAAUGUUUUUAUUGACAAAUCAA